This is a messenger RNA of Schistosoma turkestanicum, 608 nucleotides long. The record is from the annotation of a GenBank genome assembly. Lineage: Eukaryota; Metazoa; Platyhelminthes; Trematoda; Strigeidida; Schistosomatidae.
AUUUCAAGGUCUUCUUCUCAGCGCAUCAAAUAAAAGCUUUUGGAAAUGUCAAUGCAAGAGUUCUCGGAUAAUUUAUCUACUUUGUCAUACAUGUCCCGACGUCGUAUUCCAACAUGGGUAUAUGAUUCUAAGAAAAAAACUCUUUUCGGUCGCACAUGUUGUAGCUGGACACUUUGCAUUUUGUUCUACUUGAUAUAUUAUGCUUUCCUGGCCACAUUCUUCACAUGUUUGCUGUGGUUAGUAUUGUAUUUUAAUGCCCCAGAGAACCAACCGGCCAGAACAGGAGCUCAAAGUUUAUUGGAUUUUAAGCCAGGUCUUGGAUUCCGUCCACUUUUGGAUGUUCAAAAAUCACUCAUUCAUUAUUCUACUGGAGAUCCACAAACAUAUCUACAAUAUACUCAAAAUAUUGACGCAUUCUUAGAUACGUACAAUCAAGUUAAUGCAAAACCUGACAGUCAGUUUGCCAGUUGUAAAGGCAAAGAAGGAGAGACGAAGGACGUAGAUAAAGUGUGCAAGUUUCCGCUUAAAAGUCUAGGACCUUGUAACACUGACAAUAAUUAUGGUUACGAUAAAGGAACACCCUGUGUCAUGCUUAAAGUAAAUAAGGU